AUUGUCCGAAAUUUUGCAGACGGAAAGGGAAAAAAAGACUAGAGCUGACAGUGUUUACGUGCAGACAGCAGCUGGUCUUGAACCAAAGUGAGCUGUAUUCGGGCGACAGGUACAAUUUCGGCAUUCAGACCAGUCGGGCCGAAUCUCCCAGCAGUGUUUUUCGGGCCGAAUCUCUACGACAAGACGAGCAAUCGUGGAGAAAAGUGACCCCGAGAGAAAAUUUCCUCUCGUUCGGACGCCAUUUUCCAGUUCGGUCAUCAGUGGUGGACCUUGUCAAUUAGGCCGUUGUUGGCCCAUCGUGGGCCCAACUCGGACCCUCUGCUAAUCACUACAAGCCCCUAAUUUGCAAAUUUAAAGCACGCAACUGGAGACUGGCGAAGAGUCUUACGAGAUCAGCUUAAUUACUUGCAAACUGAAACACACCAAAACGGAACCAUGACCAUUUUGGCACCGAAGAAGAGCGGCCAGUCGUCCAAGCAGGCCCAGGCCGAACAGGAGGCGGCAGAACAGCAGCCACCCCACCAGCAGCAACAGCAGCCUCGAUCACCGCAGGGCAAUGACCAUUUGGGCUCUGCGUCUCACCGAUGGUCGCCAGGGUUGCGUGAAGAGGCAGAGGGUGUGGUGGAUGGCAGUCGAAAGCGUUCCAUGCGCGCAUCACCUCACCGCAGGACCAAGAGGGAACGAGGCGCAGCCUCUCCAGGAUCAGGAUCCUCAGCGUCGCCAGCAGAGUCGACGCCUCAGCAGGAAGAGGCUGAUGCGGCCUCAGCAGAUCCGUCUGGAUACAAUUCCGGCGAUGAACACACCCAAGACCCCAAUGGUCUCUCAGAGACACAGUAUACAGAGAUGGAGCGCAAUUUCUCCAAGAAGCUGAGCAAGAAGGGUCUGGUGGUACGAGAAAUGGCCAGAGACGGCGCUUGCCUGUUUAGAGCCGUAGCCGACCAGGUUUAUGGUGAUCAAGAAAUGCACGAGAUUGUGCGCAAACAAUGCAUGGAUUACCUAGAGCGAAACCGUGAGCAUUUCAGUCAGUAUGUCACAGAGGACUUUGAUCUGUACGUUGUUCGGAAGAGGGAGGCCUCAUGCCACGGCAACCACAUCGAAUUGCAGGCCGUUUCGGAAAUGUUCAACCGACCGGUGCAAGUCUUUUGCUACGACUCGGAUCCUCUGGUCAUUUGGCACGGCUGCUCUGAGGCGAGCGACGAUCCGAUCCGGCUUUCCUACGAACGUGGAUCACACUACAACUCACUGUUUGACCCAGUCAAGGGUUUGACCCGCAAACCUCAGCUGCCUGUUCUGCACCAGGGCCUCAAAGACGCUGCCAUGGUGGCAGACGCGCUUGCCCACUCUGAGAAUUUUGCUAUUGAGCAGGCUAUGCUACAAGACAAAAUUUUUGCUUCCGACAUCGAAGCUACUGACCGUGCUUUGGAGGAGCAGGUGGCCAGGGCCAGUUACAUGGAGUGGCUUCGAGAGGCAGAGAAGCGCCAGAAAAAUAAGGUCACAAAAAUGGGAUCUUCAAGUGCAACUGCCACAGUGACCUCUGGUUCGUGCCGCAGCAGGUGUGGCAGCCGCUCACCUCCAGCAGGUCCUAGCAGCAGCUUUGACCUCUUCUACAGUACACCAAGCACCAGCUGGGCAUCGGCCCCAGGCCCUAGUUCAGCCGACAGUUCCCUGCCUGCUCCUUGCACCUCUUCAGAGGCCACUCCAGCAGCCCAGGACUGUUGGCCUGGCAAGAAGAAAAAGAAGCAAAAGAGUGAACUCAAUUAACAGAUGAGAAGACAAAAAUUCCUUUUUGCAAAGACUUGCUUUAUCGUGAUAAUUGAAUUAUUAUUGAAACAAUAUAAUGAAAAAAUAAUGAUGCUGGAUUGUCUAGCCUGGAUGUGAAAAUUUAAAAUAAUGUCUAUAAUAAAUGGCAAUUAUGUGACAAUUUGUGUGUUGCA
Neocloeon triangulifer is the source of this 1934-nucleotide messenger RNA. RefSeq names its product OTU domain-containing protein 5-A-like. The transcript is spliced from 6 exons. The coding region runs from base 436 to 1761 and encodes 441 amino acids. The record is from RefSeq and is a predicted model, not a curated record. Gene Ontology annotation, molecular function: cysteine-type deubiquitinase activity; K63-linked deubiquitinase activity. Gene Ontology annotation, biological process: protein deubiquitination. NCBI's taxonomy places the organism in Eukaryota, Metazoa, Arthropoda, Insecta, Ephemeroptera, Baetidae.